AUGGCGACUCCAAUCAUCCCGUUGUCCGAAGAACAGGCUUCUUGGAAGCAAUGGGACGAGAAUGUCCCUUGCGUCUGGCCCGAAGUCGUCGCUCCCUCGCCCUUGCCGAUGCCUGAGCUCCCGACUCUUAUCGAGGAGGAGGCCAGAGUUGAACUUUCCUGGCGAGAACUACAAGCCAGGACUGACGCCCGCUACAACAGACAGAGACGACCGUCUAAGCUCUAA
Messenger RNA from Fusarium mangiferae, 225 nucleotides. RefSeq lists its product as uncharacterized. Lineage: Eukaryota; Fungi; Ascomycota; Sordariomycetes; Hypocreales; Nectriaceae. The coding region runs from base 1 to 225 and encodes 74 amino acids. The record is from RefSeq and is a predicted model, not a curated record. The transcript has 2 exons.